Sander lucioperca (pikeperch) is the source of this 1749-nucleotide messenger RNA. Its product is annotated as serum response factor-like. Bases 506 to 1705 code for a protein of 399 amino acids. NCBI's taxonomy places the organism in Eukaryota, Metazoa, Chordata, Actinopteri, Perciformes, Percidae. Gene Ontology annotation, molecular function: DNA-binding transcription factor activity, RNA polymerase II-specific; protein dimerization activity; RNA polymerase II cis-regulatory region sequence-specific DNA binding. The record is from RefSeq and is a predicted model, not a curated record. Gene Ontology annotation, biological process: positive regulation of transcription by RNA polymerase II. The transcript has 7 exons.
AGCGGACGGAUAUCUGUAGAUGCUGCUCGUCAUUUCCUUAUGUGGAGCGCAGUGUUUUGUCACUGAUUACUGUACAAAAACACAACUUUUUAAACUUUAUUCACUGAUUCUUCUCAAACUGGAUCCGUUUUUAUGUAGAAAAUGUUUCCUGAUGUUUCCUCCGAUGUUCCCCGACCGUUCGGCGGGAACUCUCGGUGAUUUACGGAGUUUGAUGGACAGAGAGCUUCACUUGUUGCUAAAGUAACCGCUUACUGAUGCUAACUGUAGCCGAACAUCCUCUAUGCUAACUAUGGCUGCCGUUGCUAACCGAUGCUAACUGUGGCUGCCGUUGCUAACCGAUGCUAACUGGUACUGGAGCUAGUUAGCUCAGUUAGCCGAGCAGCUAGCGGUUAGCGGUGCUAUUAGCUGACUGUGCCCGGCCUGGGAGCUCGGACAGCCGGCAGGAGGAGGAGGUUUUCCGGCCCGGGGGGCGGCGGGGGUGGGGGGUGGGGGGACCCAGCGGGGAAUGGGCACCAGAACCGGAGCCGGGCUGAACACGGCCGGACCGGGACCGAACAAUGACCCGGAUGUGAUUUCCAGCGGGUCCUCCCCGGACUCUGACUCCGGGGAGGACACGGCGGGCUCUGGCGGGGACAGGAGAGGCGUGAAGCGGGAGCGGAGUGAGCGCGAGGUCGGUACCUCCCGGGGUCCGAGCCCCGGCGGGCUGCCGGGAGCCAAGCCCGGGAAGAAAACCAGAGGAAGGGUAAAGAUCAAGAUGGAGUUCAUCGACAACAAACUGCGGCGCUACACGACGUUCAGCAAGAGGAAGACCGGCAUCAUGAAGAAGGUAAUAGCCUGUGCCGUGUCCCUGCAGGCCUACGAGCUGUCCACGCUGACUGGGACCCAGGUGCUGCUGCUGGUCGCCAGCGAGACGGGUCACGUGUACACGUUUGCGACCAGGAAGCUGCAGCCGAUGAUCACGUCAGAGACGGGGAAGGCUCUGAUCCAGACCUGCCUCAACUCGCCAGACUCCCCGCCGCGCUGCGACGCCUCCGCCGACCAGCGGAUGAGCGCCACGGGCUUCCAGGAGACGGAGCUCACCUACCAGGUGGUGGAGGCCGAGUCAGAGGGGGCCAAGGACUCGGGGAUCAAACCAGCGGUCUCUGUGUCCGGCCAGGACUCGGGGAUCAAACCAGCGGUCUCCGUGUGCGGCCUGCAGACCCCCCCCUCUUCCUCGGUGGCCUUGCAGCUGCCGGGCAGCGCCCCCUGCUGGACGCCCUCCUCCACCAACGGGACGCUGCUGAAGACGGCGGCCGGCCUCGUGCUUCCUGCAGGCUUCACUCUGAUGUCAGGAGGUGGAGUCUCCCAGAGCAUUCAGCUUCAGCCCUCGACCAAUCAGAGCAGCUCAGACACGCGCAGCCCCGCCUCCUCCACAGCCAGUGUCUCUUCCUCUUCGUCGUCAUCGUCGGGUCACAUGAUGUACCCCGGAGGUCACACGGUGAUGUACGCUGCUCCUGCGUCCUCAUUGGCCGACGGCAGCCUCACGGUCCUCAACACCCAGUCACAUGACCCCGCAGCUCUCCAGCAGGUCUUCCUCACCUCGCUGCCUCCUGGAGGGGCUCAGAUCCCAGUCCAGCUGCACCAGAUGGUGAUCAGUCAGCAGAGCAGCAACCUGACAGAGCUGCAGGUCAUCAGUCUGGACACACACACACCUAGAGAGGACUGAUACACACACACACACACACACACACACACACACACACACACACA